AUGCCAAUCACAUCACUUGAACCCUACAUAAAUGAAAACCGGCUUCUCAGCCAUACAACUCUCGAAGCCUUACGCAAUUCGAUCAUCGGAAUAGAUGUCCUGCACUAUUUGAACAGAAUAUACCUCUCUAAGAAGGAGCCUCUCUUCUUGGGAGCCGGUAACCUUUUUGAAGCUUUGAAGGAAUGCAUAAUCCAUGACAUUGAAUUAUUCUCAACUUAUUCCAUACUGCCAGUCUUUGUUUUCCAGGGAUUGAGGAUAGACAACAGCUCCCGUCAAUACAAUGCUAAAACAUUGACUCAAACUGAGCAACAGGUCGAGUCGGCAUGGAGUAAAUUAGAUGGCAAGAAUUCAUUCUCGAAUCCUAGACCAUCCUCAAGUUUCUAUGUAUCUUUUCACAGAUCAAACGACGACUCGAUAUACCGAGCGGUAGUAAGUGAUCUCAUUAAACUAUUUCUGGAGAGAAACAUCAACUUCUUCUUGAGUCCUUACGAUGCUUCAUUUCAAUUAUCCUAUUUCCAAGAAUGUGGGCUCGUGGAUAUUAUCUAUGGGUCAAGCGAUUUACUCUUGACUAAAGCGUCGAGUUUUAUUUUUGGUAUUGACUUUUUGAAUCAAGAAGUGAAAAUCGUUGAGAAAAAGAGGCUUUUGGCUGACAUGAAUUUAACUGAAAGGCAGCUCAUCGACUUGAGCAUCAUCAUAGGCUGUUCGAUUCAACCGAAUACUUUUCCCCAUUUGCCUCAAGCCAACUCAGUGAUGCAUCAACCCUCUGCGACUCUAAGGGCAGCACUUGACCUCGUACAUCAAUAUUUUGCCUUCACUGGCUCCCGACAGACCACUCUCCUUGACUAUAUUAAUAGUCUCCAUGACUCGUAUUUAGUGCAAGUUUAUUUGAGAGCCAUAGCUGCUUGUGAGUUCAUGCCUAUCAUGACAGAGGAGGGAGAAAUAAUGCAAUAUUUGACUGAAAUUUCGAGGCUAGGAGCAAAAACUAAAAGCAAUUACUUGCAUUUAGAUACCAUUAACGAAAAAGAUGGAUCGUCUCAAGGACAAACAGAGCCAGAGUUCAAGAUUCCAAAUGACAUACAUGCUGUCAUCUCCCAAAGACUUCCAAUGGAGGUAUUUUUCUUCAAUUCUGUAGGUCUUCUACCGAUACAGAUGAUCGAAGCUGUAACAGCGGGAAAGCUUUUUAUAAGGCCCCCAUUGGAGGGCACAAACUGUGAGAAAUAUAAGGCGUUGAUCUCUUCAGAGAAUGCUAAGCAAAUUUUGGAUUUCCAAUUCAACGUCCUAACUCAACUUCUCAACCGCUAUUACCAAGUCAAGAAGAUCGAGGUGUUCUACUGGUUUCAUGAUAAACCAGUCGAAUUAAACACUCGUCUUGCACCAACAAUGUCUCAACGCUUUACAAAAUUGGGACUUUUCAAAUCAGAAAAUUGUCAAUUUACCUUCAAAAACUUUUGGGCGAAUAUGACGGCUGAAAGUUUUGUCGAUCUUGCGACUGGAAAGGCAGAGACCAACGCCUCAUUAAUCCUGACAUCCGUGUACCGCUCCUUGUUCAUUGCAGGUUUAGUUGAAGGUCGGAAUACUUUAUCGAGUUUCGGCCGCAUCUUUCAAAAAUUUGUGCUCGAUAACCCAGCUGUGCUGGAGUCACAUCUUCAAUUAAUGUUUAUGCUUUUUUGCAUGAUACGCGAGGAGGGUUUUGAAUCCUUCGCGCUGCCUGAACCCUCAAUCGGUGGCAAGGAAUCUGAGCAAAGAAGUGGGCUCAAUGCUGAAGAGUACAGAAGUAUGGAUUUGUUGUCCCGCGUCUUGAUGCUUGCUAGAUUAGCCACUGCUAAUCUGUUCUAUUAUCAAGGUCCGGUCUCAAGAAGUCUAUUGAGCUUUAGAAGUCGUCUUGAAUUUUUGAGAAAAAGUAUAUUAUCUUCUUUGGAACUCUCUCUUUUUGAUUUGGUCGUUAAAAAUGAUGCCAGCAAAUCAAACUUGAGUUCCGAAGCACAAGCUCGAAAAUUGCUCGUAGAAAUUCCCUUCUAUGACCUGAUCAGUAGUACUUUACUGGGAAUCAUCAGUGAAUUGUUUUUUGGCUCGGCUUUGAGAAUUCUCAAGGCGGGGGUUGCACCAGGAGAGGCUUUUAAUAAGGCUAAGUCACAAGUCCUACAAGCAGCAUUUCCAACAGACAAGCCACUAAACUCUUCACAGCAUCGAAAGUUUGAGAAAUGGAAUUCGGAAGCUAUCUUUGCCGAAUUUUGUGAAGAGUCACAAGUAUGGAGUUCAUUUGUGUUAAUGAGCAAGUCAAUCAAUGCCUUAGACAAUACUCUCAUUGGAUCAAAGCAAAUGGCGCAAAUAUCUAAAGCUGAUGAAUUAUUCCACAAGUUUUUUUAG
Messenger RNA from Australozyma saopauloensis, 2367 nucleotides. RefSeq lists its product as uncharacterized. Gene Ontology annotation, cellular component: nucleus. Bases 1 to 2367 code for a protein of 788 amino acids. The record is from RefSeq and is a predicted model, not a curated record. Gene Ontology annotation, molecular function: mRNA 3'-UTR binding; nuclease activity. The transcript has a single exon. NCBI's taxonomy places the organism in Eukaryota, Fungi, Ascomycota, Pichiomycetes, Serinales, Metschnikowiaceae.